This is a messenger RNA of Helianthus annuus (common sunflower), 1470 nucleotides long. Its product is annotated as glucomannan 4-beta-mannosyltransferase 1-like. Bases 86 to 1243 code for a protein of 385 amino acids. Lineage: Eukaryota; Viridiplantae; Streptophyta; Magnoliopsida; Asterales; Asteraceae. Gene Ontology annotation, molecular function: mannan synthase activity. Gene Ontology annotation, cellular component: Golgi apparatus. The record is from RefSeq and is a predicted model, not a curated record. The transcript has 7 exons.
CCACAUAAAUUAAAAUCUCGAAUGAUGGAAGAUAAAUUAUCUAUUUAGUAAUUGAAUUCGUUGUUGUAUACAGACGCUAGUGGAAAUGGAGUGCAAGAAAUGGAUACAGAGAGGAGUGAAUGUAAAAUAUGAAACGAGAAACAACAGAAACGGAUACAAAGCGGGUGCGCUUCGUGAAGGGUUAACGAAAGAUUAUGUGUUGGAUUGUGAGUUUGUGGUCAUAUUUGAUGCGGAUUUUCAACCGGACAAAGAUUUUCUUUGGAGAACUGUACCUUAUCUCCUUGAAAAUCCGGAACUUGCUUUAGUACAAGCACGAUGGAAAUUCGUAAAUGCUGAUGAAUGCAUAAUGACUCGGCUCCAAGAGAUGUCACUAGCCUAUCAUUUCACUGUUGAGCAAGAAGUCGGUUCUUCAACUUGUCAGUUUUUUGGGUUCAAUGGGACUGCUGGUGUUUGGCGUAUAAAAGCAAUUGAAGAUGCCGGUGGCUGGAAAGAUCGAACCACUGUAGAAGACAUGGAUCUUGCGGUUCGGGCCAGCCUAAAAGGGUGGAAAUUUGUCUUUGUUGGGGAUUUAGAUGUCAAAAACGAACUCCCAAGUACCUUCAAAGCUUAUCGAUAUCAACAGCAUCGAUGGUCGUGUGGUCCCGCUAAUCUGUUAAGAAAGAUGACAAAAGAAAUAAUCUUUUGUGAGAGGGUAUCCGUUUGGAAGAAGUUCCAUGUCAUCUACGCGUUCUUCUUAGUAAGGAAGAUAAUAGCACACUGGGUCACCUUUUUCUUUUACUGCGUAAUUAUCCCGAUAAGCAUCAUGGUUCCAGAAGUCCAUCUUCCAAAACCAAUAGCCAUAUAUAUUCCCGCAACGAUCACCCUUCUGAACUCAUCAUGCACCCUAAGGUCAAUGCAUCUUCUCGUACUAUGGAUCCUGUUCGAAAACGUCAUGUCGUUUCAUCGAUCCAAAGCGACAAUCAUUGGACUUCUAGGAGCAAACCGGGUCAACGAGUGGGUCGUGACCGAAAAACUCGGAAACGCCACAAAGCAAAAAAGCAAUGUCAGGCCACCAAAGAGAUCACGGCCACGCCUUUUCGAAAGGCUUCUUUUCUCGGAGCUGUUGAUGGGCUUGUUCCUGCUAUACGUAGCGUGCUACGACAUUAUCUUUGGGAAAGAUCACAUGUUUAUUUAUCUGUUACUGCAAGCGACUGCGUUCUUCGUUGUGGGAGUUGGGUACGUAGGCAUAACCGUCCCCAACUAACGAAGCGCGACGGUUGAUUAAGUUUUACAUAUUUGUGUCUAUCUAUCGGAAUACUAGUGUUUAUGUUUGUUAUAAAGUUAAAGGGGACUGUAAAAGUGCUGGAAUAAGUGUCUAUGGUUUAAAGAACACAAGAAAAGCGAGUGAAGAGCACGGAUACAGAUGGUGGUGUAAUUAGUUAUAUCGUUAGCGUGUAAUCCGAAUAAAGAUGUUUGUUAUCUAUGCUAGUU